UGUGGAUUAGAUUAUGAAAACAAGCCUUGGGUGGAGUUCAGUCUCGACAUACAGUAAUAAGGGUUUAGGAUUUGUCUUUUACUCACAGUGAUGUUUUAUAUCCAAUUAACAGCAUAUAAAAUGAUAUCUCUUUUGUCAUGUGAUUCUGGGAUGUGGACAUGGUCUUGACCUUCAGCAGUGGACGGAGAAGAAGUGAUACAGAGUUGUAUCCUUCCCUGAAAUGCCUUCACUUUCUUAUUAAUCAUUAUCAGAUGCCUGAGGACUCAGCACACUGUUUUCUGUUUCAGAGAUUUUAUGUUGAGUGUCAGAAGAGCGAGGGCGGGAUGAAGCGAAAAAUGUGGGGGUUGUGAGUUGGGGUUGAUGUGAGAAAAACAAUACUUUCUACACAGUUCAAUCGACACGUUCCUUCUCUUUGGACUGCUCUUAUUUUCCCACAAAAACCCUAAUAUAUUUUGCUGGUCCCUUUACAUUUGAGAUCACAUAACGCUUUGACUCUCGAUUCUUUGAUUCUGCAUUACUUAUUGAAGCAGAGCCUCUAGCAAGCUUUUGCAUUCAACUUCCUGUGUCCUUGAUAUCCAGUUGUUUAUAUACAUGCCUUGCCAUCACUUAGCCUGUCUGUUUGCCUCACUUCUGCUUUCGAGAAGCACAAGCACGUCAUGUCAAACAGGAGGAUUCAAUCCAGCCACUUAGUAUAAAGUAUAAUGCAAGCAAGAGGAGAUUUUCCCAGCCGUCUGUCUGUAACCUCUUGUCAUCAUUCAGCUUUAUGGUUCACAAGCUACCGCUAGCCCUAAUCAGCCCUGUGUGUGUCAGUGUGUUUUGUGUGUCAUAAGGAGAAGAUCAGUGUUCAAUUUGCCCAGAGGCUGUCAAUGCAUUGUGGGUAUCAGUGGGGAAUUUAGUAAUGUUAUGAACCGGCUGAUUUGGGAAACCUCAUCGCUAGCUCCACACCCUUUUAAAACCAUUACUCCCGCAGGCAAACACGUGUGGAAUUCCUUUUCUAGCUGAGCAGGGUUGAGGUCAGAGACAGAGAGAGAGAUCAGUUUCGAGGAAGAAUCCCCCUUCGGUCAAGAAAGAAAAGCCCACAUGAAAGACAGUGCAACAUGGGAAGGGAGCCGUUUCCUCUUCCACCAGCUCCUGCUCCUGCGUGUUUGGAGACUGAAAGUUACUAUGAAGAUCCACAACCCUAUGAUCCCAUUAGCAUCAAUGAUACAGAACCGGUGAGCAGUUCAUACGAGUCCUAUGAUGAGGAAGAAGUGACGAAGGGUAAGUCCACUGCGCAGCACCAGUGGCCGUCUCCUGAGGCAUCCAUCGAGCUAAUGAAAGAUGCACGCAUCUGUGCCUUCCUCUGGAGGAAGAAGUGGCUCGGCCAGUGGGCCAAACAGCUGUGUGUCAUUCGUGAACAUCGUCUCUUGUGCUACAAAAGCUCAAAGGAUCAGACUCCACUGCUGGAUAUCAGUCUGCUGGGCUGCAGUGUUGUUCACAAAGAGAAACAGACUAAGAGAAAAGAGCACAAGCUAAAAAUAACCCCACUGGGUGGAGAAGCCAUCGUCCUGGGACUGCAGAGCAAAGAGCAGGCUGAACAAUGGCUAAAGGUUAUUCAAGAAAUUAGUCCGAAGAAUACUGCAGGAUCUGCUGAUGUUACUGACUCUCCAACACUCAUCUGUACAAAGGGUGAGCAAAGCGAGAGACAUUCAGUGGCAUCUGAGAGUGGGAGCAGCACAGACAGUCACACAGAGAACCUGGAGAACAGAGAUGUUAAGAAGAAAUAUGGCAAGUUUAGUAACCUUAUGAACAUUGGAAAAAAGAAGGUUUCCUCUUUGGAAAGUCCGGAGAAGGCUGUGGAUACGUCAGGCUACCUAAACAUCCUGGUCAACACCCAGUGGAGAAGCAGGUGGUGCUCUGUGAGGGACAGGCAGCUUUGGAUCUACAGCGACAAAAGCAAGAACAAAGUGUCCCAGCAGCCAGUGGCUCUGGAGGGGUGCAUGAUCCUGCCAGACCCCAGCCCUGAGCACCUGUACUCAUUCCGCAUCCAAAUUGAUGGAGAGGAGCUCGCAACCCUAGAAGCUAAGUCCUCUGCUGAUAUGGGCCACUGGCUAGGGCUCAUACUGUCACAGACAGGCACCAAAACAGACCCAGAAGAUCUCACCUACGACUAUGUGAACUCUGAGAGAAUAUCCAGUAUUGUCAAUGCUGCCAGGACGUCCAUGUAUCUAAUGCAGAGGAGGUACUCAGAGCCCAACACAUACACAGACAGCCUUCCGUCAGACCCUCAUACCUGUGACGACAUAUACGAUGAUGUGGCAUCCACAGAGAACGAACAGGAGGAGGUUCAAGAGGUUCAGAAUGGCAGCGAGGAGGUAACAGCAAGCAGCGAGGAGAACGGGAAGGAGCGAGUGUAUCUGGACCUGAUCCCGGUUCGCUCCUUCCUGCACACGAGCUCGGGCAGAGUGUCACCUCAGACGUCCAACAUCGUACAGACAGAGCUCAGUCCCUCAGCUGCUCCCCAGGAGGAUCAGCUACACCCUAAGGAGAAUGAAACAAUUGAAACCUCAUUACCGCGCAGCACAGAGAACCUCGAUCCUCCACCUGUUGCUCUUAGAGUGAACAAAGACCCCUCUCCAGCCCCCAACCUGCACGUCCAGUCUCAAAGAAUCAGUUUCCUCAGUCUGGAAACCCAAAAGAGGGCCUCUCCCUCCUCGAUGCCAUCCCAAACCCAAACCCUACCCCAUACAUCUACACAGGCGCCCCAGAGUCCACCCAUCUCCAGAGGAAGAGCCGCCAGCACAGACAGAUUUCUCGAUAAACUCAAAUUCUCUCCAGCAGCAGGCCCAGGGUCGGUUGAGGUGAAAUUAGGGAAGAACAGGACGGAAGCCGAUGUGCGUCGUUACACCGACGAGAGAGACAGGCUGGAACGAGAGAGGGAGGAGGUUAAAAACACUCUGGCCAAACUGAGGAAAGACAGACGAGAGGUGAAAGAGGAGCUGAGCUCCUGCCAAGAGCCCACUCAGCAGGCCUCUCUGGAGGCUCGUCUGAAGCAGAUGGAGGAGACGUGUCGUGAGGCAGAGCGUCGGCGAGUGGAGGUGGAGCUUAGCCUGAUGGAGGUGAAGGAGAAUUUGAGAAAAGUGGAAGCCGGGCCCUUUACACUGGGCACCACGGUAGAUAGCAGUCUACUGGAAACUUCAACGCCCAAGAUGGCACCUGUAUCCAGCCCUGCUCCAAAUCCACCCACCAACACCGCCAACAAUGGAGAUUCACCUGUCAACUCCGCCACAGCGCUGAAGAACAGACCCCUGUCCAUCAUGGCAUCCGGCAAAGGAAACGUUCUGCAGAAGGCCAAGGAGUGGGAGAAAAACUACUCCAACUAACUAGUGGAAGGGGAACAGACAGCACAAAUUAACUUUUUAGCCAAAGCUCAAAGGACUGCUAAGGCAAAUGCUUCAAGCAUGGAGGGAGAGAGAGAGAGAGGGUGUGUCCAAUGACCUGCAGGCUCCGCCUCUCUAAACAUCACCUUCCACUCAUCCCUGCUUCUCUGCAUUCAGAGGCUGAGAUGGUACUGGGUACAUGCAGGCAGCUGAUCCAAUACAAUAUUUUCUGUUCCCUGCCAAAUAACGCCACUGGACGACAAUAGAUUGUAAAUCUAUUCAAGUCGAUUUUAUGUAAGAGAAAGGAAGGGAAUAAAUAAUAUAACUCUUCCAGUGGUGUGCACAUUAAUUGAUGGAUGUUUCACAAGCUUGAGAAGAGACCAAAAAACUAUUUGGCGAGCUUCGAGAACCACUAUUUUUAGAUUGGAACAUUUCGAUUCAAAUAUUCGUAGAUCAGCUAUUUGGCAAAAUCUGGUACAUUGUAGCUUGGUUCAUGUAUGCUGGUAACCAAGAUGUGAAUAUAUAUUACAUAUCCGUUCAGUGUUUUUUGAUUUGUUACUGUACGCUAGCUGAAACAUGCACUUUUUAUUCCAAUAAAAGUUUGUACUGACAACAA
Carassius gibelio (silver crucian carp) is the source of this 3975-nucleotide messenger RNA. RefSeq names its product actin filament associated protein 1-like 2 (gene afap1l2). Bases 1098 to 3362 code for a protein of 754 amino acids. The record is from RefSeq and is a predicted model, not a curated record. NCBI's taxonomy places the organism in Eukaryota, Metazoa, Chordata, Actinopteri, Cypriniformes, Cyprinidae. Gene Ontology annotation, biological process: regulation of mitotic cell cycle; positive regulation of interleukin-8 production; inflammatory response. Gene Ontology annotation, molecular function: SH3 domain binding; SH2 domain binding. Gene Ontology annotation, cellular component: cytosol. The transcript has 16 exons.